AUGAAUGUAAUCAUAAAGAAACCAAAACAAUCAUGUUUACAAGAUGACGAUCAAUACUGUAUAUUAGAGUUUCAAGGUCAAUUUGAAAGUGAUACUCUAUUGCAAGGUGAAACAUUGGGUGAAUUAACUCAUGUUGAAAAGGAUAUAUACUCACUUCAAUUUGGUAAUCAAAUAUUAGAAGGUAAAGAAAUUAAAUUAAAAAAUCCUUUGGUUAUAUUAAAGAAACAAUUUCAAGAUGAAGAAGACCAAGAUAAUGAAAUGGUAGAUGAAAAUGAUAAUGGAAAUAAUAAUAAGAAUGAUCAUAAUAAUAUAGAAUAUAAUUUAAAUGCAACUAUUACAAGUAAAAUAUGUUUUAGUAAUCGUGCAACUACACUGAUUGCUCAGACAAGUGUAAAAUAUGGAUCACCUCAACAAAGACGAUCACCUUCUUCCUCUCCCACUUCAUCAACAACAUCAUCUCCACAAAAUAGUAAUAUUAAUGGUAGUAAUAGUACCAUAUCAACACCUCCUCUUACACCUCCUAAAUUUACAUAA
Cavenderia fasciculata is the source of this 534-nucleotide messenger RNA. RefSeq lists its product as uncharacterized. Gene Ontology annotation, biological process: mitotic sister chromatid cohesion. The record is from RefSeq and is a predicted model, not a curated record. The transcript is spliced from 2 exons. Gene Ontology annotation, cellular component: Ctf18 RFC-like complex. Bases 1 to 534 code for a protein of 177 amino acids. Lineage: Eukaryota; Evosea; Eumycetozoa; Acytosteliales; Cavenderiaceae.